Melampsora larici-populina 98AG31 is the source of this 1590-nucleotide messenger RNA. RefSeq lists its product as uncharacterized. Gene Ontology annotation, biological process: regulation of DNA-templated transcription. Lineage: Eukaryota; Fungi; Basidiomycota; Pucciniomycetes; Pucciniales; Melampsoraceae. The transcript is spliced from 4 exons. The coding region runs from base 130 to 933 and encodes 267 amino acids. The record is from RefSeq and is a predicted model, not a curated record.
CCUUACUUAUCGAUUUCCUCACAUCAAGCACACACAAACACAAAUACCAAGACCAAGACCAAGAGACCAACAGUAACACCUAACGAUCGAAUCACCAAUCUGAUUCUCAAUCCUACUUAACUCUGAUACAUGUCUCAACAAAACUACGAGCCAUGUUUCUCAUUCUCAGUUCCACCUGGCAAACCAACCGAUCCAGCUUAUGCAGAUCCUACUCCAAUCUUAUCAAAUCGUGAUAUCAAUUUCAAUCGUCAGAUCACAACUGCAGUUUCAAGUACAAGUGAACCAUCUACUUCAUCUCCAUUCGCAUUCUCAAUCUUAUCAGAAUCAUCAAAACAACCCAUCCCAACCCCAAAACAAAACCCAAAACUUAAACCGAACCUGAACCAUCGAAACUCAUUACCAAACCAACAUUCUUACCAACCACACCAUCCAAGUAGUCCAAAAGAUUCUAAAGACUUACAACCAAACGAAUCAAAACGAAUCAAACUAGAACCGAUUUGUUGGAACAGAUCGCUUGACAAUCAAGAAAGCUUACAUCAAACCACUACCAUUUCAAAUCAGUUAUGUUCUCCUACUCAUCCUCAUCCUCAUCCUCAUCCGAUCCAUCAUCAAUCUCAUCUACCAAACCAAAUCGAGUAUCAAAAACCGUUUUGUUUACAAGCUGUACCUACUCAACGAAAACGUCCCAGAAGAAGGUUUGAAGAAAUCGAAAGACUUUACGGAUGUCUUUAUCCAGGUUGUACAAAAGCUUAUGGAACCUUGAACCAUUUAAACGCACAUGUCUUAAUGCAAAAACAUGGAAAAAAACGACUUCCAGAAGAAUUUAAGGAGGUUAGAAGAGAGUGGAGGUUAAGGAAACGGUUUAAUGGGAAUAUUAAAGAUGAUAGAGGAACGGAUGAGUGUGAUUUGAAAGAUGAUGGUGAAACUUCAUGACCCAAUUAAGUUUCUUCAAAAGAUCAUCAACUAGGCUUUUUUUUGGUUUAACUAUCAGAUAUCAUGUAUGCGUAGAACAAUCAUUAAGACUUCUUGGUUUUGAUUUGGUUCUAUUAAACCUAGGAUUCAGUUCACUUGUAAGGUUUUGUUUUUCGGAUCGGUUUCGGUUUCGGAUUGUUUGGAGUUCGGUUUCGUAUAUAUAUUGGGUUAUUUUGAAUUUCCUAUCAUUUCGUUGUACGGGUUUACACGGUUGAUUUUUGUUUUGUUUUGUGUGAUUCGUUAUAAAAAGAGUGAGUAUUAUUUUAACAUAGCCAAGGAUUUAGUUUUUUUCUUCUUCAAAAAAUUGGUCUUUAUUAUAUCUUGUGUCUAUAAUGCUUCUUUUUAUAUUGUUAUUUUUGGACUUGUUUUUUUUUUGGUUUUUUUUGGUUUUUUGGUUUUUUGUAGAGUGUAGAAAUUCGAGAUACAGAAUUAGUAACAAUGUUCCUGAAGGUCUUUAUCACCUAAAGUGUGUUAAUAUAUCUCUUUACAUUUUUAAUUUUAUUGUCAUUUGAUGAAGUUCAUUAGUAUUGGAUUGAAUAGUUCUUGAACAGUCUUCAAAUUCUUUGGAUUAUUAUUAUACAUAUAUAUAUAUCUUGAAGGUUUAUUUUUAUUUUUUGU